Molecule: messenger RNA, 784 nt
Organism: Fusarium oxysporum Fo47
Lineage: Eukaryota; Fungi; Ascomycota; Sordariomycetes; Hypocreales; Nectriaceae
Product: LYR motif-containing protein
Exons: 5
Coding region: 74-415 (113 amino acids)
Biological process (GO): iron-sulfur cluster assembly
Cellular component (GO): L-cysteine desulfurase complex; mitochondrion
Source: RefSeq, a predicted model, not a curated record
GCAUCAUCGGAUACUUCUAAGCCGUCGCGAAUCUACAAUCUAGUCGAUUUCCCCAACCUGCAACAUACACCAAAUGUCUGUCGUUGGUACACUCAAAGGCGACAUGCCGCAACAAGUCCGAUCACUCUACCGCCAAUUAUUACGGCAAGGCUCGCAGUUCGCUGCGUACAACUUCCGAGAGUAUGCGAAGCGACGGACGAGAGAUGCUUUCCGGGAGCAUCAGGGCGAGCAGGAUAGCCGAAAGGUGCAGGAGUUGGUCCAGCAUGGGAUCAAGGAGCUUCAAAGCUUGAAGCGCCAAACGGUCAUCAGUCAGUUCUACCAACUCGACCGGUUAGUUGUUGAGGGAGGAAUCUCGGGCAAGCAGACGGGCAACAAUCAAGAGAUUUUGAGGCAGAAGGAGCAGGGUUACGACUAAACGACUUGACCAUAACGAUCUCGAAACGACUGGAUAAAGGAUAAAAGAGACAACUCGUGUGUACAGUAGCAUGGUUACGGGGAUAAAUGUAUAUGUAUCGGAUACCACAAAGGUUCAAAGGCGUCAGCGAGCCCCGGGGGUGUCUCGAGGUACUGGAGAAUGGGCACUGCGGCUCGAAUACUAGAUGGCGAAUCUCAAUUCUGAUUCUAUUUGGCUCUCAAUAUUUAGUUUCUGUGUCAAAUGCUGUUGGGCUGCAUGUCUCCAGGCGUUUUACUAUCAAAGCUUUGGUAUCACCACCCAUUGAAAUUUCUUGCCAAAACUUCAAACCUGACGGUGUAGAUGGAGUUUGUGUCAAUUAGAGGCCUUUCG